Messenger RNA from Boleophthalmus pectinirostris (great blue-spotted mudskipper), 2100 nucleotides. RefSeq names its product tetratricopeptide repeat domain 12 (gene ttc12). Lineage: Eukaryota; Metazoa; Chordata; Actinopteri; Gobiiformes; Gobiidae. The coding region runs from base 1 to 2100 and encodes 699 amino acids. Gene Ontology annotation, molecular function: protein binding. The transcript is spliced from 21 exons. The record is from RefSeq and is a predicted model, not a curated record.
AUGGACCACUUGCAAGACAUUGAGAGUUUUUUGAAUAACGUUGACAAAAUAAGCGAGCUUGUGCAGAAUCUUAACUCCACAGACACUGGCAUACAGCAAAAAGCCAUAGAAGAAGCUGACCGCCACAUCGCUGCUUCGCGUGAACCGUGCAAAACAACAUUCAGCCACAUUACAAUCAAUCCAGUGCCACCCCUCCAGGCUCCCACGAGUGCCACGCAAGAUCAAAGUCCAGAGAAUUUUAUGAAAACAAUAGAGAAAGAUGCUGAAGACAGGGAAAAAAAGAGGACGGAAAAGGAGAAAAGAGCAACUGCUCUCAAAGACAGGGGCAACAAAGCUUUUGCUCAAGAAGAUUAUGAGACGGCUGUGAAAUAUUACAGUGAGGGCUUAGUUGAACUAAAGGACAUGCAGGUUUUGUACACCAACCGAGCGCUAGCAUAUAUGAAGCUCAGCAAGUAUAAGGAGGCUAUUUGUGAUUGUGAGUGGGCAUUAAAGUGUAAUGAAAAAUGCAUUAAGGCUUACUUACACAUGGGCAAAGCAUACCAGGCUCUGAAAAACUACAAUGAGUCCAGGAAAUGCUUUGAAAAAAUAGUGGAAUUUGAGCCUGCAAGAAAGGAUAUGAUAAAAGGAUACCUGCUACAGCUUGAUUUGGAUGAAAAGCGUGAUGUUCAGGAGAACAGUGCACGGCAGGACUUUGACAUGAGAGAAUCAAAGGCCAUAGCUGUGUCCCAGUUGUUGGAAAAGCUGUCAAGGUCUGGUCAUGGGCUAGUGUGGUAUUGUGAGGCUCUCAAGUGUCUAACACACACUGUAACCAACAGUACUGCCCAGACCCUUUUCAGGCUGAACAAUGGCUUUAGCAUCAUCAACGACAAUGACAUAGUCAAGAGCUGCCUGUUGAAAGGAUAUACCGAUCCACUCAGCCAGGAGCUUUGUGUGACUGUUCUGAAAUUAUGGCAAACAAUCUGUAGUGAAAAUGAUGAAAACCAGAAGACCUUAAUGGCAUGUCCAGUGUUCAGGAAGUCCAUAGCAGAGUAUUUGCUGUCUGAUGAUGGGGCAGUACAGAAAGAAUGCCUGAGUUUACUACUUUUAUAUUCACAGACACCACGUGGCAGACAGUUGGCUGUUGACAAUCUGGAUGUGCAGAUGUUAGCCAAGAACCUCAUGGCGUGCUUCUCAAAGCCCGGGCAGCAGCAGGAGGACACAGCAGUGAACAUUUUGGAGAAUUUUGCAUCAGAAAAUAGAUUUUGUUGUCUGUUGAGGCCUGGUUUAGUAGAAGCUGUCAUGACUCCUUUUACUACCAUACUGACAAAUAUCAACAAAUCCCAUCAGCCUGUUCUCCCGGCAUUGCUAUCGGCCAUCAGCUGCUUGGCUCGAGAUGACAUCAUUCGACACAAACUAUCUCAUGACUUAGAUUGCUGGAAAGCUUUUCUGGUUGCUAUUAAAGAGUACACAGCAUUUGAAUACAAAGGUAUUCUUUACCCUCUGCUUGGAUUGAUGAUCAACCUUUCAGCCCACCCUUCACCUGCUGUUCAGGAGCUUGCGGUGUCUAUCUGUGAUAGCUGUCUUGGCAUGUUGACGGACAGUGAUGGUGAAGUGGUGAUGAGAGCCACAGGGGUUCUGAGCCAUGUCCUCCUGCAGUCGUCCGAGGCGGUCCAGUGUGCUGUCCAGAGAGGAGUGGUCAGGAACAUGCUGCUGAUUUUAAAGGGAACAGGGCAGACUGCCACGAAGUAUGCCAUAAGGACUUUGACUGUGUGCACUGCUGCCAAUCAGUUGGCCCGUGAGGAGCUUGUGAAGGCUGAUAAAAGGUUGUCCAUUUUGCGUCAUUUACUGGAGUCCAGCUGUGAUGAGGUUGUCUGUGGAAAUGCUGCCCUGUGUGUGGCCCACUGCCUUGAGUUGGCUGGAAUUGCGAGUAACCUGCUAGGCACCGACGUUGUGCUUCUGCUGCUCCGCCACGCUGCGGCUGACACCAAGACAACAGCUGUUCAAAAAAAUGCUGCUAUAGCUCUGGGGAAACUGUGCAGAUCAGAGCCCAGACAUAUGCAUAAACUUCGAGAACUACACGGCCUUGAGAUUUUGCACUCCUGUACGAAGCUCCUCGCAUGA